This is a messenger RNA of Patella vulgata (common limpet), 6592 nucleotides long. RefSeq lists its product as uncharacterized. Bases 864 to 6509 code for a protein of 1881 amino acids. The record is from RefSeq and is a predicted model, not a curated record. The transcript is spliced from 7 exons. NCBI's taxonomy places the organism in Eukaryota, Metazoa, Mollusca, Gastropoda, Patellidae.
AGUCCCCUAGAAGAUGUGAACAAAAUAAAGCAAAAGUACAUUCUCCCGCAAAAACCAACAUUUUAUCUCCAGUGAAAAUAAAUGAUGAAAAUGCUUGUGAAAGCAAUCAUUCGCCAAGAAAACCUGCAACAUUCAGCCGUCCAUCUAACUGUAAUACUUGCUCACCAGAUGAUAAUGCUUUGCCAUCACCAGUAAAGCUGUAUGCACUUAACUGUUCAUCUAAUUGCAGUGCUUGCUUACCAAAUAAAAGUGCUUUGUCAUCGCCAAGAAAACAUCCUGCAUUGAACAGUUCACAUAAAAGCAGCACUUGCUCACAUAGUCCAGUUCAUCAAGCCAAAAGUAGUGAUGAUAGGCAAAAUGAUGCUGUUAAAUUAAAGUCUAUUUUAUCAUCACCACAAAAGCAUCUUGCAUUCAGAAGUCGUCCUAAAUGUUUUCUCGGUAAAAAAUUUCUAACGAAGAGUUCUUUUGAAAUUUGUGCUGAUUGGCUAAAGGAUGUCACACCAAUUCAAAGUGCUUUGCCAUCCCCAUCCCUCAUUAGUGCAUCAUCAUCAUCACCAAAUAAACUGCAUCAAGCCAAGAGUCCUCCUAAAAUUAGUGAUGAUGCUUUAGGAUCACCUAGAAAACAUUUUACAUUCAGCAGUUCUCCUAAAUGUGGUGAUUGUUUGUCUUGUCAAAGUCCUUCUCUGAUUUGUUCUGAUAGGUUAAAUGAUGAUGCUGCAGUUGAAAGUACUCUACUGUCCCCAAGGAAAUAUCUUACCUCGAUCGACCCCUCUAAAUGCAAUUCAUGUUCACCAAGUAAAGAUCAACAAGACAAGUCUCCCACUGGAUUUACUGGUUAUGGGCUAAUUAAUACUACUACAUCCAUGAGUACGUUGGUAUCACCCCACAAAAUUCCUGAUGUAAAAUUUUCAAGUGUGAAAAGAAAUCUCACAGCAACAUUCACCAUUGAUUCAUCAUUCACACAUCAUUUGAACAAUUGUCCUGAAGUUGUGGAUGAUCCACAAAGAAAUGUCUCAAAAACCAAAGUCAGUGUCAUUUCAUCACCUCCAAAAAAUUGUAGAAGCAGCUGUCCUAAAUUUUGUGCAGAUUUUCCCAAAAAAGCUUUAAUCACUCUUGACAAUAAUAGUUCAUCAAAAACAGACCAGUUGUAUAACCCAUCUGAAAAGAUUGCUGUUUCUUCUGAAAAAGCUUCAUGUGCUAAUAUCAGGACUUCCUGUUCUCCUGCUGAAAAUUCUUGUUCCCCAGAAACUGCUGCCAUGAUCAAUACCACUACUUAUACAGUAGCCGAGAAGAAGCCUUCUGAAGAUACUGUCAGUUCACCAAGAGCAAUGGCAUCAAUGAGAAACUAUCCUGAAAAACCAAGUGACUUAACUUUUAAAACAAACAUUAACAACCAUCAAGUUCCAACAAACACUACUUAUUCCACAACUGCGUUUGUUUCUGGACAAGGUAAAUAUUGUACAAAAAACACUCCCAUUGAAUGUAAUAGCAAAAAGCAGAUUCUUUCUGUUUCAUAUGGAAGUUCCACGGAAUCAUUAAACAGUGGUCCUUUUCAAGAAGACACACAAUGUCUACCAGCAGUCUCAACAAUAAAUAUCACAUCUGAAUCUCAUGUUGGUGCAUCAAACAUUUAUGUGGAAACUGAUACUAUGAACAGCAUUAAUCUUGAAUCGGUUACUUGUAAAUUGCAGAAACCAGACAGAUGUUCUGAUGAUGAGAAAGAUUACUCCGUCUUUCAGUUAUCUUACCCGAGAAAUUCUAAAACAUUUUCUUCUGAAGACAAAUGUGGACGUAAGAACUUUUCAGAAGCUUGUGGUAAUAAAAAUACAGCAUCAAAUAAUUACUCUUCAUAUGCUUUUCCUCAUCAACAUAGUGAUGUUCUAGAAUCAAAAACAGAAGUGACCCCUGGAACAAAUAAAAGACUUCAGCAAUCUGGUACCACAUUUCCAAUUUCUUCUUUGUUACCAUCUCUCUAUUGUUCUCAUGUGGACAAAGGAAACAAAUUUCCUCUAGCCGAAUAUAAAUCUUGUGAAUGUGCCCCAGAUGCUUUCCCAUGUGCUUGUCCAUUUACAUGUAACUUAGAUUUGACGGGAAUUGAAUUAUGUUCUUCUGUUCCUUUAACAGAAGGUCUUCACGAAGAUGGUGGAAUUUUCUCAGAUAGUUUGUCUUCCUCUGAUGCAGUUGGAACAGCUCUGAAUGACGCAGUUGAACUUCUUUCAAAAUGGGAAGGAGAAAGUAGAUUGACUGAUCAGCACUUGCAGUGUGAACCAAAUAGAAUAAUAAAGACAAGCAUGUUACCUGAUAAAUACUCAGUUGAAAACAAGAGUAACAAUACAGGACAUCAGGUGCAAAACAUAAGGCAGCUAAAAGUUGAUGACUAUAGCAGUUACAACCAUAUCUCAAAUGAGCAGAUACAGAUGGGGCAGACUACAGAAAACGAGGACUCGGAACUGACAAAGCAAGAAUUGCAUCUGUCUUGUAAACUUGCCAAAGAUUGUGACAAUCAGUAUGUUAACACUGCAAAGGAAAAGUAUGUUGACACAAUGAAAGAUGACACUGACAUUGACAAAACCAAACCAGAUACUGGCACUACCAAAACUAGCACUGCCGGUGGCAUUGCCAAAACUGACACUGAUAACUUUUCUACCAAUAACAAGGACAUUACAAAUUAUACUGAUAUUGGUACCUACAGGAACAAAGAAAUCAAUGUUGGCACAUUAAGGAACAUUAUUACUUCUUUCGACACUACCAAGAACAUUUGCACUUAUGUUGCCUCUGCCAAGGACACUGUUACUACCAAAGCUGAUACUGAUAUUGCUGCAGACGAAUUAACUGUAAUCAAUGAUAGUUUAGCCGUUAACACUAUUGCGAUUAAAAAGACAACUAGGUCAACAUGUGGAGUAGCAAAGGAUAACAAUGUAAAUGGAGAAGCAAAUAAGAACUGUUCUAGUGAUAAAACCAACCCUAUGACUGUUGACAAUACUGAGUCUCAGUCAAACAUCAAUGACUCGAAAUUCAAUAAAAUUAUUUUGGUCAGUACAUGCUACAAUGCUUCAGCUGAUUCUGAUGACACAUCUUCUGUAUCAAACAUAACUAUUGACAGUACAGUUAAUUCUGGAGGUGAUACUAGUUUCCAUACCAAUGGAAGCAACAUGACGUCACUAGAAAUUACUGACCAACAUUCUAAACUUGCAGAAAAGGAUCUAUCAAACUGUACAAAUGAUUCUUCUAGAGAUGAUGAUUUCAACCACCGUACAAGAAACCAUUCUUCAUCAACUGAUGAACUUAAAAGAACUCUGUAUAAUUACCCUUUACAUCCAGAUGAUGAUGAUGUUCGAAAUCUAUUUUCCAACUGCACAUCAACUAUGCAUGUCCGUAUGGAUGAUAGCCUUGAUGAUUUGGAGAUUAGAACUGGUUUUAGUCCUUCAGACAGCAGCCCUGUUAACUCGAUAAAAAAUAAUAUCUUUGAAACCACACAAGAACGUAACAAAACUGUCUUAAAUUUGGACCUUGAAUUUAAUGUGAAUAAAAUACAGGCCAGCACACCAGAUAUUCUUAAAAAUAAAGUUUUACAUUCACCAAAGAAAGCCGGCUUAAAAACACCCCCAGCAAAUCUAAAUUCAGUGUCUCACUUUCUGAAUCUAGUUAAAGCAAAUUCUGAAAAAGAAUUAGAAAAGAAAAUGUUGAGUAGUCCAGUUAAGAUCCGCCCUGAAAUUGUCCCAGAAUUAGAUAAGUGUAGAAGUCCAGGAAAGGUAGAGUCCAGUGCAUCUGAAUCUAAAGCAGGGUUGAAUGCAAUGCAGCAAAUAUGUAAAUCGUACACUGAUGACUCUGAUCAAAGCAAAGAAGAAUUUCAUGAAUUUCCAGAGCAAUUUGAAGUCCUUGAUGAAGUUUACAGUGAUAGUACUCCUGAGAACAGUGGUCAUCAGUCUGAUGAUUUGUGCAUCCCAAAAGACAUCAUUCUCCCAUUAACUAACAGUACAGCGGAUGGAGACUCUUGUCUAGAUAUUGGAAAUGUUCAAUCAACUAUUAAAACUAAUGACAGUUCAUCAAUGUUGGAAGACAAAAAUUGUGAAUGGAACAAAAUAGACCAUGUAGUUCAGAAACCCGAACCAGCUGUAGGAAGCAAAUCAUCAAACACAUUUAAUCUUUCUCUAGGAGAAAAAUCAUCUCAUGAUAUCCAAAUGAAGUCUGUAAGCUUUUCAAAUUUGUCUACACUCAAUGAUAUUAACCCAUUUCCAGAUAUAGUUGUUAACCUAACGAGAUGUGACAGUCCACAUUCACCUGACAAUCCCUUUGGAUUGUCCAAUUUAAUAAAUAAACAGUUAUCAGAGAAGGAAAUACAAACUCAGAAAAAGUGGAGUAAAUUUUGCUUUGAUAAAAUGUUACCAAGGUCAGAAUCAGACAACCUUAAGGAGCAGAAUAAGCACAAAGGUAAAGAAGAAAAGCAUCAUUCUUCAAAACAUCAUUGUUCCAAGCACACGGACAAAUGCAAAGAUGACAGCAGUUUGAGCUCAGAAAUCGAAAAAGCCGCUGACACUAAAUCAGUUUCCACAUCCAAGUCUUCAGAUUUACAUAAACGAACCCAGUCAAUUGACAAAACCUCAAAAGAUUCCUCAUCAAAGUUUUCAGAUUUUCAUAAACGAACAACAUCAGAGGACAGAACCUCUAAACAUUCUGUAUCCAAGUCAGAAGAUCUACAUAAACAAACCAAGUCAGAGGAUAAAACCUCUAAAGAAUCGGUUUCCAGGGCAUCAGAUGCAUCUCUCAGUUUGAAAAAGAAAUCAUCAAACGUAUUAACCCCAGAAAACUGCUCAGUAGAACAUGGUCAUAAACGGACAGCAGCUGGAAAUAUAUCAAGUUCUAUGUGCAAGCCUUCAGAAUUGCAUAAACGAACCAAGUCAGAUGACAAAACCUCAAAGGUUUCCACAUCCAUGUCUUCAGAUUUACAUAAUCGAACCAAGUCAGAUGACAAAACCUCUAAAAAUUCGACUUCCAAGUCUACAGAUCUACAUAAACGAACCAAGUCGGAGGACAAAAUCUCUAAAAAUUCCACAUCAAAAUCUUCAGACUUACACAAGACCUCAACAAAUUCCUCAUCCAAGCCUGCAGAUCUACAUAAACGAACCAAGUCAGAGGACAAAACCUCUAAAGGUUCGGCAUCCAAAUCUUCAGAUUUACAUCAACGAACCCAGUCAGAUGACAAAACCUCUGGAGAUUCCACAUCCAAAUCUGCAGAUCUACAUAAACGAACCAAGUCACAGACCACGAAAUGUUCCGCAUCCAAAUCUUCAAAUUUACAUAAUCGAACCAAGUCAGAUGACAAAACCUCUGAAGAUUCCACAAACAAGUCUGCAGAUCUACAUAAACGAACCAAAUCAGAGGACAAAAACUCUCAAAAUUCUGUAUCCAAAUCUUCAGAUUUGCAUGAACGAACAAAGUCAGAUGACAAACCUGAUGCCAAAAGUUCAAAAUCUCACAAGAAGAGAAAUUCUGAACAUAGUGCAGAAACAGAAUGUCAAACCAAAAAAUCAAAGCUGCCGAAGAACUCACAGUCAUCUACUUAUGACCCUAUUAUCAAAACCAGUAAACAUUUAUCUACAGAAAAAACAAAAGAUAAGACUAACAAACGAUCAAAAUCUGAUGCUCUAUUGCAUUUAGAAAAGAGUAAAGUUGAACCUAAGACUGCUGUUGAAAAAACUAAAAGUAGACAUCAGAGUGAGAAUAUGCAGGAUUUGCCGAAUAGUGACAAAAGUUCUAUUCAGGCAUGGAAAAAUACUUUCAAAAGUAUAACAGACUUCACAGAUUCAGCUACCUUCACGAUACCCAAGAAUUCAGCCUCAACAGAAAAAGAACCCCCAUGUCAAAAGCUGACUAUAUCAAACCAAAAGAGUGACAACAACAAUCCAGACCUUUCAAGUAGGAAACAAAUAAAUGAGAAAACAACAUUGGCACCAAGUUCAAAGCCUGCUGUUACCAGUAAAACCAUUGGUGAUAAUCUUUCAGAACAAUUCAAAUCAACAGACAAUAUUGCUGAAAGAUUGAUGAAACUUUCAUCAACUGAAUUUCCCCAAACUGAUGAUAAUAAGUCAACAGACGGUCUUGGUAAAUCACUUAGUCAAAGCACAGAGAACAGAAAAGCUCGGCAAUUUCACCCCUAUACCUCACCUAAGAAGAAAAAGAAAAAACAGUGGGCUUCCUUCAAUUUAGCUGUCAGUGAUCUGAAGGAACUAAUGAUGGAUUUAACCACAACUUCUUACCAAAGAAACAGCAACCAACAUACCCCUCAGGUUCCAAAGCGAUUCUUGAACUAUUACUUCCAGAGAGCAGAGGUCCCUUCAAUGGAUGACCACGAAGACCUGACUGACAUGGUAACAGCAGAAGAUAUAUUGGACUAUGAAGAGAGGAUCAGAAUGGCAGAUGAGAUGGAAGCACAUUUUGCAGAUGAUGAUAAUCAUAUUCUGAAUGAUGAUUUAAUUUUUGAACAAGAGAAUGAAAUAUAUUCAUACUAAUUGGUAAAGUUUUGGCACACCUUUCUUCAGCACGAAAAUGGAAAUUGAUGAUUCAUCAAAGGGUGUUCUCCCAGAUAUCACAA